GUUGGACGACGUUGAGGUUGUGCAUUUGUCGACGGUCUCGCUGCUGCACUGACCUCCCACAGUGUCUGCCGUCUGCCAUUUCAACACAUUUACACCAAACAUGACCGACUUCGCUUCGAGGAACUCGCUGUCCAUCUCCACAGACUUCAACAACGGCGGCGGUAGUGGCGGCGGUGAAGCCAAGGACACCACGGCAUCGGCGGACGUGAGCUUCUUCGACAAGGCUGCCAUGAUGAUCGCGACCAAGUUCGCUAAAGAUGGCGACGACGCACCUCACGCCAACCCGACAUGGGGGUCUGUGAUCAAGCGCGACAAGUUUCAAGAUAUGGACCUGCUCGAAAGCGGCAACGCCCGCGAAUACAUCACCGAAGACAGUUUGAGUCCCACCAGUGCCAAAUCGUGGACGUACAGCACAGUCCACCGUAUCAACAAGACCCAGUACAAGAUGUUCUGGAACAACGAUCAGUUCCUUCUCAGCGCCAAGCAGCACAACGGCAUGUUUUACAUUUCCCAGUACGAGCACUUUGGCGAGUCGUCCGCCGACAGCUCGAGCGCCGUGCCCACGUCUCAUUAUUGCGCAGUGCUCAAGCGCACCACCGACAACAGCUUCAAGCUAUACAAUUGUGGUUGCGAAGGGUGCGAUCAAGGGUUUAGCAAGUACACGUGCAGCAACGACCAUGAAACCUCGAGCAACUUUGGAUUCACGGAAGAAGCGGGGGAGGGCGCGGACCGCCAGCUGCUCGCCGACAUUUCGCACUUCACCAAGGUGGUCAGCGGCAUCUCGAGCGAAAUGCGAUGCCUGAGCGUCGUGAUUCCAGCCGUGAUGGAGGACAGUCGGUCGCGGGUGAUCUGGUGUCCGCGCAUGUGCCGCAGCGAUACCCCAUCGGGCGGCACCCCCCGGACGUCGGCCAAGACGGAGCUCGUGACGUCGCCGUCUCCACAUGGAAAGAAGACCAAGUUCACGUUUGAGACCCCCGUGAGCGACCGUGUUAAACUCGUGAGCAAGCUGCCGUCGUGGUGCAGCGAAGUGAACAGCUUGAUCAUGAAGUUCCACGGCGGGCGGAUCCGAGAAGCGUCGGCGAAAAACUUCAUGCUCGUCUUGGACGACGACGACGACAAGGCUGUGUUUCAAUUUGGCAAGUUCUCCAAGUCGAAAUUUAGCCUCGACUUUCGAUACCCCCUUGCCCCCAUCCAAGCAUUUGCCAUCGGCCUCAGCUCGUGCUCGUGGAGUGCCAAGUCCAAACUCAACAACUAGACGCUGUUAUUUACCCUCCGAUCCUCAUGCAUUAGUAAACACAAAGAAACGAUUUCCCACGCACAUAUAUUAUUGACAUAUUCCACCAAGUUGUAUUCGGAACUUGGAGGGGAGAGU
Molecule: messenger RNA, 1372 nt
Organism: Aphanomyces astaci
Lineage: Eukaryota; Oomycota; Saprolegniomycetes; Saprolegniales; Verrucalvaceae
Exons: 3
Coding region: 101-1255 (384 amino acids)
Source: RefSeq, a predicted model, not a curated record